GUUUUGACGCUGCUGCUUCAAGUGAUGAUUCAACACAUCGAGAUUGCUCCAGUGGUCAACCCGACUGCCGAGGCUCCACCAGAGUCCAACACUCAGAUCCAAGCGAUGAUGGAAGAGCUUCACAGUCAACGUAUGAUUCUGGAGAACUUCAUGCAACAGCGGAAGAUGAACUCCCAGAGUCAAGGAAGCACUGCAAAUUUGGUCUCCAAGAACCUCAAGACCAAGUCCGUGGCCAGUCCUUCUAUGCCGACAGAUCACUCUGGAACUGGGGCAAAUCACCGGAUGGCCAGCGUCGGACCUUCACAGCCUCCAAUGCAAUGGUGCUUAGCGGAGUCCGACGACGACGUGAUUGUGGAGGAGGAGGAGGAGAUAGAGAUCACCAGUGCCAAAGCCCCUCCAUCGUCAAGGAUUGCUCCACCAGUUCGUCAGCAACUGGCUCAGCAGCGAUCCAUCGAGGAGUGA
Messenger RNA from Cladocopium goreaui, 462 nucleotides. The record is from the annotation of a GenBank genome assembly. NCBI's taxonomy places the organism in Eukaryota, Dinophyceae, Suessiales, Symbiodiniaceae.